This is a messenger RNA of Erpetoichthys calabaricus (reedfish), 1478 nucleotides long. Its product is annotated as immunoglobulin lambda-1 light chain-like. The record is from RefSeq and is a predicted model, not a curated record. Lineage: Eukaryota; Metazoa; Chordata; Cladistia; Polypteriformes; Polypteridae. The transcript has 6 exons. Bases 33 to 1259 code for a protein of 408 amino acids.
CCUGACACUGACUUGCUUUCUCAGUACUGGACAUGCAGUCAGCAGGCGCUCUGAAGGGGUGGGUGGCUCUUUGCUGCCUGUCACUCUGGCUGACAUAUUCUAGUGGUCAAAAGAUAUUGACACAGCCUCCUGUUACAUCAGUGACUCUUGGUGAAACUGCCACACUGGACUGCAAUGUUCAGAAAGAUGAGGACACUCCUCUUAGAUGGAUGAAGCAGGUGACAGGCAGUCCUCCCCAGCAUAUUCUACGUUUCUAUCAUUCUUACAGUGCUCCUAAAGAUUAUGGUACUGGAUUCUCUGCCAGUCGGUUCACAUCAAAAGCCAAAAGUAAUAAAAUCGAUUACCAGUUAAUAAUUAGUAACGUGGAGGCAUCAGACAGCGCUGUGUAUUACUGUUACAACUGGGGUGGCUCUGCCAACGUGUGGGUGCCGAUUGGCUCCCUUCUCUUUAUCUGCACCUGCCACUUCUCAACUCCUCACACUGAGUUUCUCACCAACGUGGACAUGUGGUCAGCAAACACACUGGACAUGAGGGUGAUCAUCUGCUACCUGAGCUUCUGUCUGGCAUAUGCCAGUGGUCAAAGGGUCCUGACACAGUCGGCUGUUACAUAUAUGAAUCUGGGGAGCACAGUCACACUGGACUGCAACAUAGAGAAAGAUGAGGGAAACAAUAUAAGCUGGCUGAAGCAGGUCCCAGGAAGUCCUCCUCAGCAUAUUUUAUAUUUCUAUCACUCUUGGAGCUCUCCUACAGAUUAUGGCACUGGUUUCUCUUCUAGUAGAUUUACUUCCAAAGCCCAAGGUAAAACCGACUAUCAGUUAAUAAUCAGUAAUGCAGAGGCGUCAGACAGUGCUAUUUAUUUCUGUCAAACCUGGGAUGACUCUUCCAGAAGCAGGGUAUUCGGCAAAGGCACCAAACUCAUCGUUUCAGAUGCCAACCUGCUGCCACCAUCAGUCACCAUCAUCCCUCAGGUACCUGAGAAUCUUGCAGACAGCGAUACAGUAACCUUAGUCUGUAUAGCCAAUAAGCUGUCAGUCUCCCUCGCUGACCUCAAGUGGACAUCAGAUGGCACAGAAGUGACCAGCAAUGUGCAGACCAGUGACCCUGUGCAAGACUCGGACAAGACCUACAGCAUUAGCAGCUACCUGAGCAUCACAGGCAGAGAGUGGAAGGCGGACAAAGUGUACGUCUGCACAGCGUCACAGGGCAGGUUGAGCUCCUCGGCGUCCCAGCAGGUCCAGUAUUCCAAGUGCAGUAAAUAGCCCUGUCUGGACAUCCGAGGUCAACCAGAUUAAACAAAAAAGUGUCUCACUGUUUGAAAUGAUUUGUUUUGUUUUAAUAGGCCUAAGGUAUGAUGUAUGUAGUGUUGAUGCUGCAAAUGCAGAUGUAUUGAAACAUUUAAAAAAUGUCCAGUGAUUAAAGUAAAUUAUUCACCUGUCUGUUUGUAGUAAUAGUGAAAUAAUAAAAGCAAAUGCAAAAUG